Lactuca saligna is the source of this 1599-nucleotide messenger RNA. The record is from the annotation of a GenBank genome assembly. NCBI's taxonomy places the organism in Eukaryota, Viridiplantae, Streptophyta, Magnoliopsida, Asterales, Asteraceae.
AUGUUUACUACAAAAGAGAGAGAUCGUACAAAGAUCUUCAUCGUUGUAUUGGAUGGACCAAAAGUUUUGAGGGAGAAAAGUGGUGUCGCACCGCUAAGUUACGCCCUCCGGCAGGUAGUACAGCCAGACGAUGAGGUGGUUGUCCUUGUAAUCUUUAACUCCGGCGAUCUGACACACACACCGGUUAUUUCCAGUUGUUGUAUCAGAACUGAUGGCCGGAAUCAUCAGCCAAAUAAUGAAAGAGACAUAUUCAUUACAAAGCUUAGAGAGGAGAUUAGUCAGGGAACAGAGGGUUAUAUGCGGAUCUUCCGACCAUUCCAUAGAGAAUGUAAAAACAUUGGAGUUAAGUUUGAGGCAAAGAUUGUCAUUGGGCCCACGUUAACUGCCAUUAUAUCGGAAGAAAAACUCAACACAGGAGCCACUUCGGUUGUUAUAGGAAGGAGUUUUGCGGCGGAGACUGUGCCAUGUACAAGCCGAAAAAACUGCAAAUUUACGUCAAUGUUUAGUGAAGAUGAAGAAAUGAUUUUAUACACAUGCAACCCUUUAGGCGAAUCUUCAGGAGUCAAAACCGAAGGUUAUCGAGAUCAAAAACCUUCGAAAUACAAGAAAAAACAGUCGUCGAACAAUGAAGUAAAACCCAUAUAUCAUAUCCUCCCAAAUUUUGAGGGCAUUUAUCAACCUUCUUCAAGUUCUUCAAGCAUCGGAAGCACAAGUGAACCACAACAAGAAACAGAAGAUUUUGAGAAGUUUAAGGAUCAUUUCGUUGAAAUAAGCAACACAGCAUCAUCGUCGAGUACUUCGCGUGGAUUAGAAUUUCUUGUUGAACUAAGUUGGGAAGUGAUAUCGGAGAUAACAGAUCGGUUUAAAAACAUAAUUAAUGUCUCUUCAAAUGAGGCGUUUCAAGUGUAUAGGGGUUAUUUUGAAGAUAUAUCAUCUGCUGUUUUCGUGAAGAGAUUCGUUGGCAAUCAUUUUAAUUACGUUCUUGAAGCUGAAAAGAAGGCAGCUUUGUCUAUGUAUCAUAAAAACAUUGUUCGGUUGCUUGGAUUCCAUCAGAACGAGAAUGCGAUGGCGUUGGUUUUUCCAUAUGCUUCUAGAGGUUCACUAAUGGACAGAUUUCUCAAUGGAUUCUGGACAAAGGAAUUAGAAAUUGAUUUUGCUGAUAAAAUGAAAAUAGUAAUUGGAAUAGCUCAAGGUCUGCGUUACAUGCAUGAACAAUGUCCUAGAGGCCCGAUAGUUCAUGGCGAUUUACGAGCAUGCAAUGUUCUUCUAGGCCACAACUUAGAACCUCAGGCACGACCUUUACUAGCACAAAGAGCAUACCAUAUAUUAUACGAUGAGUCCGAGCAUGAUUUCCAUGGAUUACUUGUAGUGACAACUGCUGCUACUCGAUGCAUCAGCACAAGAUGGAAAUCAAGGCCAUGCAUGAGCCAGGUGCUUUCACUUCUGAAAGGGGAGAUUUCUUGCGCUGAACAAACAUUUCCAUCGACUGAAAGCAGCCCAGCUGCGAACUUAAGUCCAGAUUCAAAUGUAUGGCUACGAUCGAAUGAAAGCAGCUCUAUCAUGGCCUUAACUCCAGACUCAAAUCUAUGGGUAGUGUGA